AUGAAGCUCACGGUCUUUCUAGUGGUCGCGAUCCUUUUCCUGAGUGGUAAUCCCACUGGGGUUAAUGCCUUCAACAAAACAUAUUGUCAGCUCGACCUUCCUCCACCCCAAAACUGGAUCCCAGGCCUCAAUUUGUUCCCUGGCCGUGUUCUCGAAGGAUUUAAUAAGAACUUCAGUGAAGGUUCUCUGGAGGAUAUAAUUCAAUAUGCUCAGUGGAUAUGUGACGGCAACAGUGGCUGCACUUCCCUUAUAGUUGUUUCUGCGAUACCCUCCGGCUCCUUCUAUAACCCUCGUUCAUGGUUUGGUUAUCUUUUUUCCGGCCCUCCUGUAACUCCUUCGGACUUUGUUAGGGGGCCUCCCGCACAAAAUGUACAGAACUCUACUGUCUUUAAUGCCUAUACAAACUCAACCCGCCCUGGGGUUGAUGCUUGUGUUGCGCAUUGA
Messenger RNA from Paracoccidioides brasiliensis Pb18, 444 nucleotides. RefSeq lists its product as uncharacterized. The record is from RefSeq and is a predicted model, not a curated record. The transcript has 2 exons. Bases 1 to 444 code for a protein of 147 amino acids.